Penaeus chinensis is the source of this 1999-nucleotide messenger RNA. It is a transcript of the gene Spf30, whose product is annotated as survival of motor neuron-related-splicing factor 30-like. The record is from RefSeq and is a predicted model, not a curated record. Lineage: Eukaryota; Metazoa; Arthropoda; Malacostraca; Decapoda; Penaeidae. Gene Ontology annotation, cellular component: nucleus; precatalytic spliceosome; cytoplasm. Gene Ontology annotation, molecular function: RNA binding. The transcript has 6 exons. Gene Ontology annotation, biological process: regulation of alternative mRNA splicing, via spliceosome; mRNA processing. The coding region runs from base 68 to 799 and encodes 243 amino acids.
GAGUGCGGUUCUGAAGACCGAAGGCGUUGUCAGUCUUCACCACAACACUCUUGGUAAACAAAACACAAUGGCGGAGGAUCUCGGUGCCAGUUUACAUACUUAUAAAGUUCAAUUAGAGCAGGUCGAGGCAGCGUUGACCUCAGACUCAAACAAUGCGGAGCUGCUGAAACUCAAAGGAGACUUGCAGGAGGUUAUCACACUCACCAGAAAUCUAAUUGAUGCGCAAGCCAACUCUGCAACAACAAAUGCAGGGCAGAGUACGGAAGAACCUGUCACUACCUCAGGAACUGUCAAAGCAUGGAAGGUUGGGGAUAAGUGCCUGGCUGUCUGGUCAGAAGACUCCCAGUGGUACGAUGCAGUUAUUGAUGCCAUAACAGAUGAUGGCCUUGUAGCUGUCAGUUUCGAGGGCUAUGGAAAUUCAGAUGUAACUAAGCUAUCAUUACUGAAGGAAAGAAUCCCAGGGGAGAGCAGAGGUCAACACAAGCCUGGUGCCUCAGCAGAACUAGAUAAGAAUAAAAGAAAGCUGAUGGAAGCCCAGCGUCAGCAGGCUAAAAAGAGGAAGCAGAAGAAGCAUGAUCGUCAAAAAAUGAUAGAGGAGGCACAUGAGGCAGAUAAGGCCAAGUGGCAAGCAUUUUCAACCAAAGUUAGAGGGACAAAAAAAUUGAAGGGAGUCACCAAAAAGUCGAUAUUUGCCACUCCGGAUGCAGCAAAUGGAAGAGUUGGUAUUGGCACUUGUGGCAUUGGCGGCAAGCCCAUGACGGAAUACACUCAUGCAGAAAAGUGGCGAAAAGGGACAUAGUGACUGAACAGCCAACAAGAAGCUAGGAUUGCGUAAGCUAAGAAGCAAAUAUAAUUAAGGAAUAUUAUUUAUAGUGACAGUGGACAGCAAUGAACCAUGUGCAGGCCAUUGUAUGUGGCACAUUGUAGUGAAUGAUUUUAAUACAUAUUGUGGUGAUGUGACAUGGAAUAUUAUCAGACUGCUACAGCUUGUCAAGCUUACCAUGUUCAGUGAUGGAAAAAACUUGUGCAAAUAAUUUUCUCUCAAAAUUUAAGAAAAUAGAACUUUUGAAGUACAUCUCUUUCAUUUAGCUUACAUAGAAAAAAACAAAACAAAACAAAAUAAACCUGGUUAUAAACCUCUGUGCAAGCUAUUGUGUAUGCCACUUGAAAAGAACUGUAUUAAUUCUUCUUUGGCAUCAUAAGUGAUAAUGUUGAUAAAGAUAAUGUUACAAGUUGAUAAUAUCAUCAGGAAAUCUUAUCGAACAUAACAAUAUAUGUACAUUUUUUCAUAUUUUUUUUCAUUACUACUUUUUGAGAGUCCUAGUUCACCCAUUAGAAUUCAUUUGAGAGACACUCGUCUUCUUGUAAUGCUAAAGAAGGAAGCCAUCCUGUGUAGCAUGUCCUGUUAAUGAACUCUGAACCCUUGGAUUAUUUUUUUUUAUUUUUUUUUUGUCACAAUUAGUCUCAGGUUUUUUAAAAGUUUUUUUGUCCCUGGAGGGUGAGAGUAACUCAUGCUUUGUCAGUAGAGGUGUUUUCCUAGUAUACCCACAAGAAAUGAAUUGUGGGUUUUUAUUUUUUAAUACUAUCAUUAUGAUUAUUUAUUGUCAUCAUUAUUUUUAAAUGAAUUUAUAGUUGAAUGUGUUUAGUAUUUGUUCACAUCUGUAAAACUAUCAAUUAUAUUGCUGCAAAGGUGAGAGAUUCAAAAUGUUUAGUGUGUGCUUUACUGUGGAUUGUGAAUGUGUAAAAAAAAAUUACAGUAUAAAAGCAUUUCCAUUAAUGAUACUCCUUUUUGAGGAAACCUGUCCCAUUAAAAUAAAUAAAUAAUUGGAUGUAAAUUACUAUCUCCCAAAGUAGAUAAUGAUGUCAAAAAAGAUAACAAUAGAUGUGUAAGUCAUGUGAUGCAAUAUAUUUUUAUGUUUAUAAUGUCCUCCAAUUUAUAAUGACAUAGGUUUGAAUACUGGCAAUCAUGAAUAAUCUUGAAUAAAUGUAUGAAGCUAAA